AUGUCUUCUAAAGUCGCUCAAUUCGAACAAACUAUCUCCAAGGAUCAUCCAAUCUACAAGCCUGAAAAAGGUAGAUACUGGCUAUAUUUGUCUGCUGGGUGUCCAUUUGCUCAACGUACCUGGAUUACUAGAGCUGUUAAGAAUUUAACAGAUGUAAUCGGUGUUACUGUUGUUCAUUGGAAAUUGGAUGACCUAAGCUGGAAACUUGUCUCUGGUGAUGCUUCAAAGCUUAGCGAUAGUCCACAUUCUAUUGAUGGUGGUAUCAUUAGUUCCAAGAACGAUUCUUCAACCUUAUUUGGUGAUUUAAGUGAUAAUAAUGAGGUUCCCUUCGUUGAUGGUACUGUUGAUCCAAACUAUGGUAUAACUAGUAUUAAGGAAUUAUAUGAUAUGAUGCCAAAUGUUGAAUAUACUGGUACUCAUGAAUUUCCAAUUUUAUGGGAUUUAAAGACUAAGACUAUAGUCAAUAACAAUUGGGAUCAACUUCCAGGUAUUUUGAACAGUGCUUUUGCCGAUUUACCUGAAACUCAAGGUACUAUCGAUUUAGUUCCUGCUUCAAUUUCUAAGGAGGUUAAUGAAUUCAAUGAAUGGUUAUCUCCUCAUAUUAACUUUGGUGUUUAUGAGGUUGGUUUAGCCACUAAACAAGGUGUUUAUGAAAAGAAUCUUGUCCAAUUCUACAAGGAUCUAGAUACCGUUGAAGAGAAACUGAAGACUGUUUACAAGUCACUAGAGAAAGAAUAUGGAUCUGACAAUCAAGAAGAAAUUUUGAAGAAAUUUUUCUUAUUCAAUGGUCAAUUGACUGAAAGUGAUAUCAGAUUAUUCGCUACUAUCAUUAGAUUUGAUCCAGUUUACGCUAUUCAUUUCAAAUUGAAUUGGAAAACUAUUAGAAAUGACUACAACUACAUUCAUUUGUGGUUAAGAAACUUGUAUUGGAACCAUAAGGAAUUCAGUGCCACAACUAACUUCAACCACAUCAAGUUGUUGUAUUACCGUUCCCAAUUAGAGGUUAAUCCAAACGGUUUAGUUGUAUAUGGUCCAGAAAAGGAUAUCUUAGAGCUAUAA
Messenger RNA from Maudiozyma saulgeensis, 1059 nucleotides. The record is from the annotation of a GenBank genome assembly. Lineage: Eukaryota; Fungi; Ascomycota; Saccharomycetes; Saccharomycetales; Saccharomycetaceae.